Messenger RNA from Acipenser ruthenus (sterlet), 3542 nucleotides. RefSeq lists its product as uncharacterized. The transcript is spliced from 4 exons. The record is from RefSeq and is a predicted model, not a curated record. Lineage: Eukaryota; Metazoa; Chordata; Actinopteri; Acipenseriformes; Acipenseridae. The coding region runs from base 212 to 1144 and encodes 310 amino acids.
CACUUUUUAAAAACAGACACACAUAAUUAACUGUUUUAUAUUUUAAUGACUGGUGAUCUUUAAUAAGGGAAGUGUUAUUCAUCAAUUAAACUGAAUAAUAAAAAAACAGCUUUGUUUAUUAAAAAAAAAAAAAAGGACUCACCUAUGGCUAUGCUGCUGGAGUGAAAGUUUGUUUUCUUGAGAGGGAGAAGGAUACGGGAAACAAUGCGUUAUGUCUGAGCAAAACCCAUGUCCACCCUCGGCUUACGUCCGUUGGAGCGAUGAAGAGACUCGGGUGUUAAUAUCCAUAAUAAGGGAAGAGAAUGUGAUGAGGCAGCUUGAUCGCCCAAAGCUACGGAACAGUUUUGUCUACCAAAAAGUAGUUGACGCUCUUUCUAGCCAAGGGAUUGAGCGCACAAUCCCGCAAACGAGGGACAAAUUCAAAAAACUGAAGCAGUCCUACCUGCAGGAACGUGCAAGACGAUCCCGUUCGGGAGAAGGAGGCCGGGCCCAGUUUCGAUUCUGGGAUGAAAUGGACUGUUUGUUGGGGCAGCGGCCAGUGGUAUCUGUGAAAGCCUGUUUGAUUGACACCUCCCAGCCCUCAGUAUCUGCAGCGUCAUGCAGCUCUCCUAAUCAAGGCUCCAGCACUAGUACCUCUCUUCCAGCCCUCUCGCAGUCAGCAGCAGGAGCAUUGUCACAGUUUGCCGCACAGCAUGCUGAACGGGAGGAGGAGCUCUGUAAUCCAGAUGCCCCUUCUGUGGAGCUGCAAGAGGAGGACAUAGAGGCAGGAACCUCAGCGGAUGGGAUUGCAUGUCCUCCUUUGUAUACACACUCUGGUGUGGCGGCUGACCGAGGACGACAUCAACAGUACCCUUCAGCGGCAGAGUACAGGCGAUCCAGUCUCGUGGAAACAAGACUGUUGAGACGCCAGAUGCAGGCCACCGCUGCCAGACAACAGAUGUUGUUCCAACAAGCAGAGCGUCGUCGUCAACGUGACUGGGCUAGGUGGAUGAGGCAGCAACACCAGCAACACCAGCAAACAGUGGCAAUGUUCUCAGAGUUCCUACAGAGAAUUGCUGAGACUUCGAGAGCAGCCACGCUUAUGGUUGAUGUUGGCACUGACCCAGUUCCGAUGCCCAGUGUUUCCUCUUCUGGCAGGGGAUGAUCCAGCGUCAUUCGUCGGUCCGGUUGCCUUUCUCAAAGCAUUCGCACCAGGGGAGGAAGACAUCAUGCGUCGUAAAUUUAAAAUAAAUAAAUGUAUUCGUUUUAUUGUGUUUUUCUGUAUUUGCUUUCCAACAACUGAUUUACAUUGGUAUAUUUUUAACCAUGAUUUUUGUAAUCCAACAGUUGUUGUGUUGUAUAGCUUUAAAAAUGAAAGAUAUUAAAGAUGCCCCAUGAACUUAAGUAACAAUACACAGAAACAACUGGUGAGCUGGAGACCACACAUUUUACAGUCCCUUUCAAUCUGGAGACAGAAGACUUCCUUAUGUAUAAACAAUUAAGAACAUUGCCCCUGUAGCAGAGGAAUUCUAUGGUACAAUGAAUUAUAUUUAUAAUUAUAUUGUUACUAAUGUUACCUCAAUUAUAGACCAUUAUUAGACUAUUAUACAAUAAUAAUGCAAACGUUAGCUACUGAACCCUCAAUGGCCCAAGUUAUUCAUCUUCUUACCCAUCAUCAGUGUAGGACAAGUCAUUUUAGUCUGACAUCCCAUUCUGUAGUCACAUAACAUGGUUGUGAAUUGUUUGGUGUUUGUAUUUAGAUGGUUGUACACAUAUACAUGUUUUUGUUUUUAAGCCGAGUUAUUUUGAACUAGCUGAAAUACCCCCCGUUGCCCGGGGAAAUUCAACAUUUAAAUAUUUCAUGCAUGACAAAUUGGGGAACGGUAGCCUUUUGGUUUCCCAUAAGUUACUGAUCUUGGGUGUCGCACAAUGCGCUCGGACUCAUUUCCUUUUUUUAACUUUAUUUUUUUUGGUUUUUGCCAUUUUUAAAUGUUUUAAAAUGUUUGUUCUUUUUAUUUAUUUUUUGAUUUUGUGGUUUUCUUUAAUUUGAGAUAGAUGGCUACUGUAGUGUUCCAGCAAUGGAAUUACUAAGUAAAGUACCCCGGGGGUCAAAAUUGUGGAUCCAAACAUAGCCCUGGACCUUCCCCUGGAUGAAAGAGGAGGCCAUGCAAAGUUUGGUUGCACUGACUCCUGCGGGGUCCAAAUGCAUAAAGGAACAGACAGACAGACAGACUUUCUUCAUUAUAUAUUAAGAAGAUCUGGCCUAAGUACCCUGGACUCAAAAAUUUAACAUGUCUGGUUAAAGCUCAAGGGACUGAAAUCUCUUAUCUUCAAUUAAAUGCAAACAGUGCUACUGGGUGUUCUUGAGCUGUACUGCUAAAGAACUGCUGCCGGUGGUUUCAUACAUUUGUACCCUUCUGUGUAGUAUUUCUGAGAUAAUUAUCACUGUAUUGAAGUGAAACUUGUAAGGUCUAACAAAUAUGCAUGGGCAGGGUUUUCAAUUAGUUUUGAAGUAUGUGGCACUAACAAGGUAGUAGGGGCACCAAUGUCAUCAAAGUGCAUCGCGGCCAGGCGGGAGAGUGGGAGGGGGGUGUCCAUUAUUAGUUCAAUUAAGUUCAAUUAAGGGUCUAGUUAAGUUACUGAGAGCUCGGUUGGAAUGAAAACCAGCAGGCCCUGGGGGUCCCCAGGACCGAGUGUGAGAACCCCUGGUCUAGAACAUUAGAAUACAAUAUUUAAUUCACAAAAACAAAAAUACUCUCAGUAAAUAAGCAUGGUCUUUCAUCUGGAAUGAAAAAGUCACAUGACUGCAAAUACAGCAGCCAUAUUGAGAUAGUGAUUGUAAAUCUCAGUGGAAGAAACAUGCUCAGGACACGAUUAUAUGUGUAGAAAUGUAAUUCAUUAUUUAUUUUUUAAAAUUUUUUUAGAGUGACCAAUUAUUAUUUUUCUUUUAUUUUCCCCCAAUUUGGAAUGUCCAAUUAUGUUUUGUUUUUUCCCUACACAGCACAGACGUUCUGAGGGCGUGUGAGCAUCCUCCGAUCUCACAAGCCUAAUCCACCCCGAGUGUUUAUAUAAACGAUUAAAUAUGAAGUCUGUAUCUCGAAUGCUUUUUAAUUAUAAGGUAGGAGAUGCAGAAAGCAGCAGUGGCUAAUACCUUUACUAAAACAUACACAAUUGAAUCAAAGUGACGUAAAAUAGUGUUAUGUAUAUUUAUACAAAAUAUAUGUGAAUUUCCAUUGUGUAAUAUAUUAUAUUAUUGAUACUGGAUCAUAGACCACUUAUUUGAAGCAUCAUUUUUUAAAUAAGCACUGUAGUAUAAAUUCAUAUUAUCAAGAUAUAUUAUUUGAAUUAAAUGUUAAAUAAAAAUAUAUACAACAAUGUAUAGAACAAAAAAACACAAAAUAAAACAUUCAAUUUAAAGGGUUUUAUUAGGUCACUUGCAAACUUUAUGCAGGCAACGACUUCUACAUAAUUUGUUUAUUUUAUUUUGCCCACAAAACACUUUUUAUACAAAUUUGUAUUCUACAAAUGUCAAUAAACGGCAGCCUUUGAGGCUAAUUGGAAAA